AUGGAACCACCUCUGAAGUUCGCCAAACUCGAAGAAGAAAAUGAGCGAUGUUUAGAAAUCGGAAUCCGAAUCAGCGACCUCGAAUCCUCCGAAUUCCCGAAAUUUCGAAAUCCCCAAAACAGCGAUGAAAUUCUAAUGAAUAUCAUGAAAUUUUGCGCGUUUUUCAAAAAACGAAUGGGAAAAUCGACAAAUGACACGAUAUUUGCAAAUAUCACUGAUUUGAUAAUUCUGAUGACUGGUGUUGAAAGAAGAACUGUUAUUGAGAAAAUGAGCGAAUUUCAAUUAUUGGAUUGGGUUACAAAUUAUGAGCCGGGUCGAAUUGAAUCUCCAGCUCAACCAAAAAUUCCAACACAAAUUGAAAUGCCAAGUGGAUCUCCAACAAAUUAUGAAACAAUUGAUGAUUAUCCCUCAACAUCUAUCCAAUCUUCAUCUUCUUCCUCAUAUUUAAUGCAACAACCAUCAACAUCUUCUCGUGUUUUUGUUGCUCAAAUUGUCAAAAAACCUGCACCUCCUCUUAUUUCUCAUCCUCCAGCCGCAAUUAUUCAAAGAAAUCCAACACGAUGUGUUAUGAAGCAAGCACAUCAUAUCAUCAAUAAAUUGAUUCUACAAUAUCCUUAUUCGAUUUUCACGUGGGAAAGUUUUUUGUUGGAUAUUCCGUCGAAUAUGAGCAGUUUUCCGACGAAAUUGGUGAACACGGCAUUUUCUCAACUCAAAGAACAGAAAUUAAUUUAUCAAUGUGAUAGUAGAAGAAGUGAACAAACAUUGUAUAUUGUAAAGGAAACGGUUAGUUUUUUUUGUAGAAAAUGGGGUGAAAUUGAAGAUUUUGAUGAAAAAUGGGUUGAAGUGCAUAUUUUAAUGAAUUUUGGUUGAAAAAAUAUUUUUUGUCAAAUGUUUGUAUUGAAAAAAACAACUCAAUUUUAUAUUUUUAUGAAGUCCCCUAGCAUUUUUAAUCCCAAAAAUUCAAAAUGUUCUGUAAAACCGAAAAUUCAUCAAUAGAGCGCAUUUGUAAAUUUCAGACGUUAGAAAUACAAUUUUGAACCAAAAAUAUUCAAAUAUUUCAUAUUAUUGUCAAUUUUUAAACCAACUUUCAAUCUCACAUUAAAAAUUCAAAUUUUCUUCAAAGCCCAAUUUUUUUCAUUAGAGCGCGUUUUCACAAAAUGCUUCUUUUCUAUAAUAUGUUUUUUUUCAGCGACCCCAUUGUUUGAAUCCUUUAUAUCUUUAUGGUUAUUCAGUCGAAGAUUAUAUCGAAAAUAUGGUAAUUCAUUGCAAAACGCCAUUAUUCGACCAACUUCGAAACUUCGACGAAAUUUUCCGACCAAAUCCUGAAAAUCCCAAUUAUUUUCCAAUGUUGAUGAAUACUUUUGCAUUGGCAAUUAUGCAAUUUCCGAAUUUGACAAUGGAUUUGAGUGGCUUGGAAAUGUCGAAAACUGAUAUGGUGAGAGAUUUUGGAGUGAAACAUUAAUUUUAAUUUAAUUAUUAAAUAUUAUAGGCUGUUCGCGCAUUGGCAUUCCUUGAAGCACAUAAUAUUAUAACAAUUUGUGUUGAAAAUAAUGGAGUGAAAAUUCAAAAAUUGACAAAUAUUGGUUUGAUUGAAGAACAUUUGAAGAAUUAUGGAUUGACCAAGGAAUUAUUCAUGAAAAUGUUAAAGAAAUCAAUAGAAAUGACACAGGAUUCGAAUAUUGGACGAGGUUUUGAUGAAUUUGGAAAUGGUUAGUUCAUAUUUUUAUUUAUCAUGGUAUAGAAAACUCGGCUAGUCCCUCUUCUAUUUAACUUCAAAAAUUUUCCAGGUUCUCCACUUGAUUAUUUUCCACUAAUGUCCGAAGAUCAAAUAAAAACAGAAAUUGACGAUUUUGUUGUAGUUAAACAAGAAAUUGAAGAAGAAGAAGAAGGUGCUCCAUGA
Messenger RNA from Caenorhabditis angaria, 1900 nucleotides. Lineage: Eukaryota; Metazoa; Nematoda; Chromadorea; Rhabditida; Rhabditidae. The record is from the annotation of a GenBank genome assembly.